GCAUUAGCCCAUCCAGGUCCGAAACUUUCAGCCGGUUUGCCGAGCUCCUCAGUCUCAUCGACACGGGUGACUAGAACCAGAGCAUAAAUCCAUCUCUCUGGGAAAAUUCAGUGCAAUCAAAAUGCUUUCAACUUUAGGUCUAUAUGCUGAUAUAGCUGUUGAGAUGUGAUUCUGUGAAUGCUUCCCUGGCUUCAAUGUCCCUUCUCUCUGUGCAGGAACCAUGGCUAGCGGACAAUAACCAGUAAAUGAGCAAAUAGUUGCAAAUAUGUAUGCUUCCAUGAGAAGUGAACUAAAUCAAAUUUACUCAAAAAUUACUGAGCUAGAAGUGGAAGCAAGUGAGCACUCAUUGGUGAUUAAUGCUAUCCAGCCAAUUGGCCCAUCAAGAUAGUGCUAUAGGAUGAUUGGAGGUGUGUUGGUUGAGAGAAAAAUCAAAGAGGUCCUUCCUGCUGUCCAGCGCAAUAAAGAGGGUACAGAGGAGGUAAUUACUAGGCUUAAUGAGGCUUUGGAAAAGAAGAAGAAAGAAAUUUCUGAAUUUGAAGCUAAAUACAAAAUUAGGAUAUGGAAAUCUGAUGAUGAAGUAAAGGACGCAGGUAUCCAGAAGGAAGGUUCUUCUCAAGGAGUCCUCAUUGGCCCUGCAAGUUCAAAUGAAGGAAAGAACCAUGUCAUAUACAAGAAACAAGAGCCAGUCUGAUCCCGUAGAUCAAUUUCUCAGCCUGCACAGAAACGCCACCUGCCAAUAUGCAGCUUCCAUCACCGGCUUCACUGAAUUCAACCACAGCCCUAAAAUGCCUACAUUUGCGCAUGCUUCUCCUACUGAUUUUCUCAGCGACCACCUCCUUCUCCGGCGAAAUUGUCAAGUACCUUCCAGGAUACGACGGUGAACUCCCAUUCAAGCUCGAAACUGGAUACAUAAGCGUCAAUGAGUCGGAGCUGUUCUACUACUUUAUAGAGUCGCAAGGCAAUCCUGAAGAAGACCCUCUAAUUCUUUGGCUGACUGGUGGCCCUGGCUGCUCUUCAUUCAAUGGAUUAAUCUAUGAAAUCGGACCGUUGGAGUUUGAUAUUGACAACUACACUGGGGGCUUACCAAGAUUUAAAGACUACCCUUAUGCAUGGACAAAGACAGGUAGCUUCAUAUUCCUGGAUUCACCUGUUGGCACUGGUUUCUCUUAUUCUACUAACUCGGACGCCUGGGCUUCCUCUGACUCUUUUGCAGCCAAACAAGCCUAUGAGUUCCUUAGAAAGUGGCUGACUGACAACCCUAAAUACCUGUCUCUUGAACUUUUCAUUGGCGGUGAUUCUUAUUCUGGCAUAAUCGUUCCUCUAAUCACCAAGCUUGUUUUAGAAGGAAAUGAAGCUGGAACCCAGCCAAUUAUGAAUCUGAUAGGGUAUUUGGUCGGGAGCCCAUGGACAGAUCAAGUGAUUAGUGAAAAUUCAAGAGUUGUAUUUGCUCAUCGCAUGGCGCUUAUAUCAGACGAACUAUAUGAGGACCUCAAAGUAUAUUGCAAUGAGUCCUAUGUGAAUAUAGAUCCAUCCAAUACAAAAUGUAUAGCUGCUUAUGAAAUUUACAAAAAGUGCGUUAAGGAUCUAUAUGACAAUAAUAUUUUGGAACCGAAGUGCACUUCUGCGUCGCCAGAAAAGGACCAAGGAGAACUGCCACACAGGGCUCUACAAGAAAAUCCCACAAAUUUCAUCCUUUCACCACCAAAAAUUCCUGAUCUCUGGUGCCGGAAUUUUAAUUAUGCACUCUCCUACAUGUGGAUGAAUAAUGACCAAGUGCAAGAUGCUUUGCACAUCCGAAAGGGAUUUGUAUCAGAUUGGAAGAGGUGUAACAAGAGUUUAUCAUACACCAAGGAUGUCCAAAGUGUGAUUGAUAUUCAUCGAUAUCUCAGUACAAAAAGAUUACAAGUUCUAGUUGACGGUGGAGACCGAGACAUGGUUGUUCCGUUCGUUGCCACGGUGAAGUGGAUAAAGAUGCUGAACUUGACUGUUGUAAACGACUGGCGGCCAUGGUUUGUUGAUGGGCAAGUCGCUGGAUUUACUGUGAAGUAUUCAGAACAUGGAUAUCGGUUGACUUACGCAACUGUAAAGGGCGGGGGGCAUACGGCUCCAGCGUACCGUCGAAGAGAAUGUUACGAAAAGUUUGACAGGUGGAUCCAUUGGUAUCCCUUAUAGCUCCUGUGAUUAUUAAAAUGGAGCUGAAUAAACAGGCAAUGGAAGGUGCUUGAAAUUCAAGAGAGGAGAAUGAUUUAAUUUUAUUUAUGUUGUUAGCCGUUUUGGUUUCUCUUGGACUGCAUGUGUUGAUGUACUUUGAUGGAUUUAUGAGUUUUGAUUAAAAAGCUUGAAUAACUAGAGCUGAACUAGAAUCAUAUAAAAAAUGUUUGAAUUAAAUAUGACCUGUUUUUUGAA
Molecule: messenger RNA, 2406 nt
Organism: Mangifera indica (mango)
Lineage: Eukaryota; Viridiplantae; Streptophyta; Magnoliopsida; Sapindales; Anacardiaceae
Product: serine carboxypeptidase-like 18
Exons: 16
Coding region: 739-2172 (477 amino acids)
Biological process (GO): secondary metabolic process; proteolysis
Molecular function (GO): acyltransferase activity, transferring groups other than amino-acyl groups; serine-type carboxypeptidase activity
Source: RefSeq, a predicted model, not a curated record